GUGCUCGCUGCUAGCUGUGCUAGCUGGAAGUUAGCAGGACCGCGUCGCUCUGAUUUCCCGGCGUCUCUGCUGGCCUCACGAGCUCAUCUGACACACCUCAUGGUGCGCUGAACACUACAACAAAAACAGAGGGACAGAUCGCUCGCCAUUUAUCUUUCGUUACCGAUCACUCUCCACGGAUGUCCACAACAACCACCACUUCCGCACUUAGUUCAACAACGUCAUGACGCAGAUGUACGUCAUUCUGGCCGCUCCAUCGCAGCAGGGUAAACGCUGCAGGAUGGGACCUCUGUGGAUGGGACGUGUAGAAAUGAAAGGAGCCUGGUUCUGGACAGGUGCACCUGAGUAACUGUCGUCCAGUGUAGUCAGAGGACAUACAGGAGGUCAUGAUCCAGUAUGGAGAUGUCUGGGUUCUUCAUCCGCAGAGGAGUUGCGUCGACGCUGACUGAGAGGCUUGGCGAAGAGAACGGCAGAAUUAAACUACAAAGCUAGAUUCAGCUUUCCACACUUGAACUACUCCUCUGAACAAGCUGCCCUCCCUCCCUCUUGCUUUCCGGGGAAAUAUGUGUCUCCUGUUCCCGGCACUUCUCUUUGUCCUCCUUGCCUUUUAUUCUCCCCCAUCCCUUUUCCCAUUCGUCGAGGGCACAAAGUUGUGUCCCCACCAGUGCAUCUGUUACGAGCACGCUGACCUGGUGGACUGCCGUGGCCGUGGGUUCGAGCAUGUUCCCAGGGGUCUCCCACACGGCACGUGGCUGCUGGAGCUGGGAGGAAACAAUUUGAGCGAGAUUGGCUCUCGAUCCUUCACUGGACUGUGGUCCCUGCGGGUGCUGGUGCUGACCAACAGCCAGAUACAAGAAAUACAACCACAGGCAUUUCUCUCUUUGUCAUACCUGGAGAAGCUGGAUCUCAGCUGGAACCAGUUAUCAUCUCUCCCUGUCGACUUCUCAGCCAGCCUGCCUGCUCUCAGAGAGCUGCGACUGGAGCACAACAACUUGUAUCAUAUAUCUGGAUCCAGCUUGGAGUAUCUGGACAACAUGGAGAAGCUGGACCUCAGUCAUAACCAGCUGGCGUCGGUUGGCCCCGGCGUGUUCAGGGGCCUCUCCAGGCUUAGACAGCUCUACUUACACAACAACAGACUGACAGUAGUGCAGCAGGGGAGCCUGGACAUGCUGCCUGGACUAGAGGUGCUCCAGCUGAGUAACAACAACAUCUCUCUGAUAGACACUGAUGCUCUGGCUCCUCUCUACAGCCUGGCAGUCCUCGCUUUGGAGGGAAACAGCCUGCACCACCUCAAGUUUAAAACCUUCAUCAGCCUUCAUACAACAGCUACACACAUCCAGCUGUCAGGCAACCCAUGGAGCUGUGACUGCGAGCUGCAUCGCGUCUUCAGUAAGAUCUUGCACGUUCGCCACCUCCACAUCGACGACUACCACAACGUGACGUGCCACGACCCGCCGCAGCUGGCCGGGGCUUCGCUGGCCUGGGUGGACAGCCAGCUCUGCGUGGCAGAAACAGCCACCGUACUCGUCAUCACUGUCACAGUGCUGGUCACCGUGGUGGCGGCUUUGGUGAUGGCGGAGAGGAACAGGAAGAGGAACCGUGGGAAGAACUGGGACACUGAGUCACAGGCGCAAACGUAGAGCCUACCGCCCCGAGAACCUGUAUGAUAAACAGUGAGAGGUAGUGACCUAACCAUGUGAACACCCUGAAGCCUGGUUGACACAAUUAGACGAUUACUUGAAUGGACAUUCCCUUUUUCCUUUGAUAUUCAAACAGGCAAUGGAGUGGACUGUAUGUCUAGAAGACCUGAAGGACACUACAAGUGUGGUUUGAGUUUUUGCUCAUGUUUUCACUUUAAAGUAUAUUUUCCAUAUUGUUAAAGCUCCAAUGUGCAGACUUAAAAAAUAGAAUUCAAGAGAACAUGAUGCAGCUCUUAGAUUCACCAAAUCCUCCACAGAUUAGAAAAACAAUGGUCAAAAUUUAAUGCAACAGAGGAAGAAAAAUCCUGACUUAUGUUCUUAUACCAAGACUGGGUAUAAAAUUUCCCAUAAUUCAAGUCAAUAAAGUAUUUCAUUAGA
Molecule: messenger RNA, 2078 nt
Organism: Micropterus dolomieu (smallmouth bass)
Lineage: Eukaryota; Metazoa; Chordata; Actinopteri; Centrarchiformes; Centrarchidae
Product: insulin-like growth factor-binding protein complex acid labile subunit
Exons: 7
Coding region: 564-1640 (358 amino acids)
Cellular component (GO): plasma membrane
Molecular function (GO): protein binding
Source: RefSeq, a predicted model, not a curated record